AUGGUGACUCAUGGGGCUAACCAAUUAGUCUCUUUACACCCUCUCCUGUGCCGAUUUAAACGCGACCGUGUUCAUUUAGUGCUUUUGGGUGACAUCAAGCGAGAGACAGUGAAGCGUGCCUUGAUUGAAACCAACUGUCACCAGCAUGUUGAAUUACAUGAUUUCUCCAUGCAGGAUGCAACCGCCAUGACACCGCUUCUCAAAGUUAUUCAACCUCGUAUUUUGAUUCAAGUGAAGCCUACAGAUAACAAAGCCAUGUAUUAUACCAUCCAAGCCAUUGCUAACACACAUCAAAUGACAGAGAUUGGAUUGCCUGAAAAAGAGAUUGUCCAUGCAUUAUGGAUUCCUGAUCUCUCUUUAGACGCAUUAAGCAACUGGAAUAAGAUUCGUAUCAAGCUGGUAGUGAUUACCGACAGAAGACCUCAUUCACUCUCCCGUCUUUUACAGUCUGCUUCAAAAUCUGUGUUUGUAAGUGAUCAAGUAGAUUUAAUGAUCCAUAUGGAACAAUCGGCCGACCGUGUGACACGUAUGCUUGUGAAUAGCUUUUUAUGGCGACAAGGUGUCAAGACCAUUCAACACCGUAUUCGAAAAGGUGGCCUUAUGCCUGCCAUUGUUGAAUCAUGGUACCCAAGUAACAAUGACGAAUACGCUGUCUUGCUAGAAGACGACAUUGAAGUCUCUCCUUUGUUUUAUGUCUGGUCUAAGUACGCUAUUCUCAAGUACAGAUACAGUGGCAACAGUGAAGCUCAUCGCUUAAUGUACGGUAUCAGUCUGUACGCGCCUCGUAACUUGGAACUCGUGCCAUCAGGCCGUGUGACAUAUGAUCCUAACUCUGUCUUACUCCCAGCAGGUUAUCCAGAACAUAUCCCUUAUGCCUCUCAAAUCCCUUGUAGUUGGGGUGGUGUUUACUUUCCCGAACAUUGGCGUGAAUUCCAUGCUUAUUUGGUGACACGACUUAAAGACCUUGAGCUGCCUAAAAAUCAUCAAGUACGAUUGAUCAGUGUGCCUGGCAGUCGAUCAGACAAGUGGAAAAAGUCAUGGAAGAAGUAUUUUAUUGAAUUGGUCUAUUUGCGCGCCUAUGUGAUGCUCUAUCCUAACUUUCAAUCGUUUGAAGCGUUUUCGACCAACCAUGUUGAGUUUGGUACACACGUCAAGUCUGAAAAGAGACAGUCUGUGAUUGGCACAUUUAUGGUGCCCUUGAUGCAACGCGAUACCAUCUUGUCUCAGUUACCGAAUCAAAGCUUGCCCCUUUUUGAAGACUUGCCUGUGUUGGAUCUCUGGGGUCAACUUCAGAGCUAUGAUGGAUUGGAGCAAAUUGCCAGCCAAUAUCAUCAGCAUAUAUCUACAUGUGAAAGAACAUUUGGUACAUUCGACCCUCGAGAGUUCUUUUGUCGUGUGGAUGGUCCUCCUGAUCCAUUGCAAGAAUUCCCCAUGUCUCCCAAAAAGCCAAAGCCUCCAGUGUUAGUCAAAGAUGCUGUUCAGCCUAUUCGAUAUAACCGCGUAUAUGAAUACACAGAAGAGGAAGAAGAAAAGGGUCGCCUUGAUCUAUUAGAAUAUGGUCCUAAACCUAUUGAUGUGGCACAAUUGCCUACAGUAGAAGAACGCCAUAAUAACCGUGACGAUGAAAUGUUAGAUUUAGAGAGCGAUCUAGAUACACUGAAUCGAUUGUAUCUCAAGUUAAAUCCAGAGAAUCUCGACUUUUUAGAAGACGAGAAGUUUGAUAUGGAGGAAGAAGAAGACAUGGAGGAGGAGGAGGAGGAGGAAGAACAGGAGUUUUAA
Messenger RNA from Gilbertella persicaria, 1779 nucleotides. RefSeq lists its product as uncharacterized. The coding region runs from base 1 to 1779 and encodes 592 amino acids. NCBI's taxonomy places the organism in Eukaryota, Fungi, Mucoromycota, Mucoromycetes, Mucorales, Choanephoraceae. The record is from RefSeq and is a predicted model, not a curated record. The transcript is spliced from 2 exons.